Amphibalanus amphitrite is the source of this 2561-nucleotide messenger RNA. RefSeq names its product golgin subfamily A member 6-like protein 2. The transcript is spliced from 2 exons. The coding region runs from base 126 to 2561 and encodes 811 amino acids. The record is from RefSeq and is a predicted model, not a curated record. Lineage: Eukaryota; Metazoa; Arthropoda; Thecostraca; Balanomorpha; Balanidae.
UGGGGUCGGCGGCGGCGGCGCGGGGCUCGGCGUCGCGCGGCGGCGGGUCGGCCGCCGACCUGCCGUCGGGCCUCUCCGAGCGGCUGUCGUCGCUGAGCGCCGCUGCCGGCGCCAGUCUGAAAGAUAUGAUGGCCCGGAGCAGUGUCACAGGCUCCGGCUCUGGCGCGGUGAAGGCAGGGGACUCGGGAGCCACCCGGCCGGCGCCAGACCCCGCCGAGCCUCCCGCACAGGACAGCACGACUAAGAGCGAGACCAGCGAGUCGACAGAGACUGCUGUAAAGGAGGAGCCGGUGGUGAAACAGGAGCCUCUGGACUCCUCGGGAGCCGGUUCAGCGGAGCCGGCUACCGGACAGGCUCCCGGCGUCACUCUCAACACCCAGGAGUCGGGAGUGUUCACUCCGACAGCUGCGCCGCCCUCCCCGGAGCGGGAGCAGCGGGAGGGCGCAGCGUCCGCCCCGCCGCGCGGCACACAGUCGGCGGCCAGUCGCGGAGUGAAGAUAGUGAAGGACGAGUCGGCGCCCACCGACCGGCGCUCCUCCUCGUACCUCUACAACGACUGGGACCGCACCCUGUAUGAGAAGACGGGCCGGCCGCCGCCCGGCGAGGCGCACUGGUCGCGCGACAAGAGCGCGCACAGCGACCGCAGCCCGGCCCGCGCCGGCGGCGCCGAGUCGUGCUCUCACUCGCGGGGCUCUGCGCAGCCGGCGGCACGCUCGGCGUCUGCCCGCCGCCGGCCGCGCAGCCGCCGCCGGCCGGUCACCUCGCCCGGCGGCCGGCGCGCGUUCGACAUGGCGCGCUGCCAGCGGGAGACGCAGGACCAGUUCGGUAGGAGGAUCGUCUACCGGCACUGCUUCAUCGAGCCGGAGUUCACGCUGCGCGGCCAGAGGAUCCCGGUACACGGCGCCCGGAAGGGCAGCAUCGUCAACGCUGAGGAUACGUACGCCGCCUUCGCGCUGGAGCUGGUCACGCCUCCCUCCGAGGGACAGCUCUCCGCUGAGAAGGUGCAGCGGCGCGCGCGCCUCAAGAAGAGACGCCGCAAGAAGAGGAGGCGCUCACCGGGCGGUAAGAGCCUGCUGCGGGAGCGGGCGCUGAUCGAGGAGCAGAGACAGCGUCUGGAGGAGGAGGGCGAGAAACUGGAGGAGGACCGGAUCCGGCUGGAGGGGACGCGCCGCCACCUGGAGCAGCUGGAGGAGUGGUGGGUGACAGAGGGACUCCAGAUCCUCCAGCGCAACGAACUCCGCGAGCAGGAGGAGAAAAUCAUCAAUGCCGUGAUCGAGGAGGAGUGUCAGCGGAUCCGGGAAGAGAGGAGGAGACUCCAGGAGGAGUGGCAGUUCCUGGUGGAGCGUGUCGAGCGUCAGGAGAAGGAGGAGCGGAGGGUUCAGGAGGCGCUCCAGGAGCUGGACGAACGACAGGAGGAGCUGGCGCAGCACGAACGGGCCGGGAUGCGGCGCAUCCACGAGAUGAAGGCCGUGUUCGACAUCGAGCGGCGCAUGAUGGAGGUGGAUAGGAAGAAGCUGAUGGAGGAGGCGCUGACGUCGGAGGCGUUCCGCGACGCCCUGGAGGACGCCGAGCUCGGCUGCUGGGAGUCGCUCUCGGAGGACGGCCGGAGCCGGUCGCGGGUCAGCUCGGCGUCCCGGGGCGCGCGCCAGCCCGAGCCGCCCGACCCGUUCACCAACAUCAAGGACAGCCGGCUGGAGCGGCUGCUGGCGGACAUCAUCCACUCGCCGGGGGCGGCGGAGCCGGAGCAGCGCCAUGACGGGCCGACGUCCGCUGAGUUACGGCAGCGCUCCUCGGAGCUGCUAUCCCCGGAGCCCAGCUGCCUCUCCCCAGAGCUGGUCUGCUCAGAGUCCGACCAGCGCUGUGUGCCGCUGCGGGAGGACGGUCCCGGCCACCCGCCCAGUGGUAACGCCUGCGGUCGGCCGCAGCGACCGAUCACGGCGCGCGGCCGGCCGGCCAGGGCCUCCCGCUCCACCCCCUCCGGGGACGCCCGGACCGCGCCGGCGGCCCUGCCGCCCUGCGCCGCCCGCAGCGAGGGGGGUGCGGCGGUGACCCCGGGCCGGUCGACAGGGGACGGUCUGUCGGGCGGCGGGGAGAUCGCUGACAUCUGGCGCCGCCGGCCCACCGCCGCGCAGCGCCGCGAUCCGUGCAGCGAGGCGGCUAUCGCUGAGGACCGGAGUCCGGCUGCAGGCAGUGAGGGGAGCGGGGCGGCGCCGGCGAUACCGGACCGGCCUCAGCCGGAGCACCACCUCCCGGCGCCGGCAGCUCAGCGACAGCACGCCAAGAGCGAGGGCUUCAUCGACCCGAGCGCCCGGCGGGCGGAGGCGGAGCGGCGCCGCGCCAGCGCCGCGCCCUGCCUGGAGACCGCCUCCCAGCCGAGCUCGCUGCGCUCCGGGCUGCGGAGCGCCGACUCGGUGCAGCGGAGAGUGUCGUUUGACCAGAGGGCCACCGUGCAGACGGUGUCGGACGGAGCGGCCGGCGGGGCGGGGGAGGGGGCGGGAGGAGAGGGUGCAGAGGGGGAGAGGGACGGCGGCGCGGACAGCGGUCAGUCUGAGGCUAGCUAG